AUGAGUCGAAUCUCCGAUCUCAUGUUUCACGGUCACCGUCGUCUCAGAGGUUUUCUCCACCGCAACACUUUCUCCCAACCACCACCACCAACCUCAAAAUGUCAACUGAAACCCUUCUUCCCCUACCCAUUAUCAAUAGUAUCUCAUAACUUGUUCUCAACCACUUGUGAUUCUUCUGAUAAACAAUCCUUCACCGUUUCCUACUUGACAAACACUUGUGGCUUCUCAUCCCAAGCUGCUCUCAAAGCAUCCAAGCGAGUUCGUUUCAACGACGCAAACAAGCCCGAUUCGGUUAUCGCCUUCUUCACAAACCAUGGUUUCUCCAACUCUCAGAUACACAGCAUCAUUCGCAGGGUACCAGAGGUUCUUCUAUUCGACCCCACCAAAAGGGUUUUGCCAAAGUUUCAAUUUCUAGCCUCCAAAGGUUCUGACAUUGUCACCACUGUCACUAGGACCCCGUAUUUCAUGCUUAAAAGCCUCGAGAAUCACAUAAUACCUGCAUUUCAAUUUGUAAGGAGAUUCUCUCCAUCUGAUGAAAAAGCAAUAGUUUGUGCCCUUUUUGGUUCCACUAACAUUACUAUUCAUCACAUGAAAUCAAAAGUUAAAUUGUUGCUUGAUAUGGGAGUCACUCCCGCAAACAUAUACCUUUUGCUUAUUACUGGGCCCUCUUUGCUCAGAUGUGCUGACUUGAAGGAGGCUGUGGAGGAACUCAAGGGAUUGGGAUUUCAUCCCUCCAAAGCGCUUUUUGUGGUAGCAUUACAGGCCAAAAGGGCUAUAACCAAAUCUCUUUGGGAUGCCAAACUCGAUGCCUUCAAGAUAUGGGGCUGGUCUGAAGAUGCUAUUCUGGAUGCAUUUAGGAGGAAUCCCCACAUUAUGCUAUACUCAAUCAAAAAAGUUAAUGCAGUCAUGAGUUUUUGGGUUGGCUAUCUUGGUUGGGACCAUUCAGUGCUUCAAGCACAGCCGGCUCUUUUUGGAUUUAGUUUGGAGAAAAGGCUUAGGCCAAGGGCUUCAGUUCUCCAGUAUCUUCUCUCCAGAGGUUUGAUCAAGAAGGAUGCUAGCUUAACUACACCAUUUAUGUAUACUGAUAAGUUGUUCCUGCAAAAGUUUGUGAAUAGUUUUGAGGAGGAGGAAACAUCUAAGCUACUAAGUCUAUAUCGGGAAGAACACUAGCAUCUAGCACUCACUUAGAGCCUUCUGUUUAAGUCACAAUUCUGAUCUAUAUCACUAAUUUGAUAUUUUGCAUUUAAGUGGUGCAAGAAAAUUAUUUGUUUCAUGGUUAGAGAAUUUGUUUCUUUCAUUGCACAUAUGUUCUGUUUCAAAGAGGUGGAUGGAUUCAUGUCUAAUUCUCAGGAAUCAUGGAUUAGAACGUUGCUUGAAGAGUGCAAGUAGGUAAAUGAUUCAAAUGUCCUUUCCCUUGUUUUGGCAGUUCAAUUAAGCCGAAGCAGAAUGAUAAAAUAUAAAAAAAAUGCUUGUCUGGCCUAGGGAAACUUGAGUGAUUGAAUAGUUUAUUCUGACUAUGUUGUAAGCUAAUUUUGUCGUGAAAAGUGCAUAGCAUCCCUUCUCUCAUAUCUUUUUCUUGCCAAAUGACACGUAUUGAAUGGAGUUGUAGAUACUAUUCAUAAAGAAGUUAAAACUAUAACUGUUGCUUGGAAUUUGGGGAUUUGUUGAGAAUUUUGACCAGGUCCCUGAUAUCAUAAGUUCAUUCAGAUCUUGUUCUUUGUUUAUCAAUGUAUGCGUUACACCUUUGAACUGUAUAAGUCAUUUUUGCUUCAAGAAUUUGUUUCCUGUCUGAAAAGAAAAACAUAUCUGAGUUCAAGUUUAUUGAUUUGUUGGUCUAACCGGCUGAGGUUAAGCUGAGUUGUAUAACCAUGGACACAGACAUGCGGCGGGCAUGGUGUGUGUGUGUGUGGAAUAAUAUCAAUUUGCUUCUUCUUCUUGGCUGGUUCCACUUGUGUGUGUGUGUGUGAGCGGGAGUGGUGUGUGUAAAUAAAAAUGAGAUUGAAUUGCUCUAGAUGGAUGAGUGGUGGGAAUGGAUCCUUCCCCUCUCUUUCUAAAACAUCUCUUUCUAAAUGUUGAUAAAUAGCAAGAAACUUAUCAGUAGUCAUGGAUGCUCACAAAUAGGACAAUAGACAUAUUUUGAUGAAGAAGGAUGCUAGAUUAAGUAAUCCAUUUUUUUACUGAGGAGUUGUUCCUGCAAAAGUUUGUGACAAGUUUUGAGGAGGAGGAAACAUCUAGGAUACUAAGUCUAUAUCAGGGAAGACGUGAGCACCUGACUCUCGGUUAACUUAGAGCCUUCUGUUUAAGUCACAAUUCUAAUCUAUAUCACUAAUUUGAUAUUUUCCACGUAAGUGGUCCAAGAAAAUUAAUUGUUCCAUGGUUGGAAAAGUUGUUUUUUUUUCAGUGCACAUAUGUUCUUUUUUCAAACAGGUGGAUGGAUUCAUGUCUUAUCCUCAGGAAUCAUUGAUUAGAACGUUGCUUGAAGAGGGCAAGCAUCCCUGAUUUUUUCUGAUCAAGUGCUUGUCUCGAGGACUACCUCUCAUUUUGUACUGUACUCUUGCUUUUCACUGGACCAGGCUUCAAUGUGAUCUAUCACUUCAGAGGAAAUAGAGAAUUUCCUCGGCUAAGAAUUGGGAUUGGGAAGCCUCCUGGGCAAAUGGAUCCUAAAGCAUUUUAGCUUCAAAUGUUUAAUGUACCAGCUAGACAAUGAAUUGAUGAAGCUUUGCAAGAGGGUGUUAAUGCCUUGAAGAUCCUUCUAUCCAAAAAACUUGGAAGUGAGUGCAAAAAACAAGGAGCAGAAAUAUAAGCACUUGCGAGUGUGGAUUUUAACAGUAUGAUAGGAUUCGAUGAAGGCAAGUUGCAUUGUUAGUAUGAUUAGUUUUUUGCAUUUCAGGUUGCAAUAGAUUGCUUGAGUACUUUUGGAUGUGUAAAACGUAGGGCUGAAUUUUAUAAACAUUUCAGAGUUAUGUAUAGCUUUUCAAUUGAUUUUAUACCAACUUUUUCCCAUCUAAAAAUUUGAUUCAUUGACCGUGUAAAAAAUCUUUACACCGUCGGUGCAUUA
Molecule: messenger RNA, 3058 nt
Organism: Lotus japonicus
Lineage: Eukaryota; Viridiplantae; Streptophyta; Magnoliopsida; Fabales; Fabaceae
Exons: 4
Coding region: 1-1170 (389 amino acids)
Biological process (GO): chloroplast organization; regulation of DNA-templated transcription
Cellular component (GO): chloroplast
Molecular function (GO): double-stranded DNA binding
Source: RefSeq, a predicted model, not a curated record